Molecule: messenger RNA, 8424 nt
Organism: Dromiciops gliroides (monito del monte)
Lineage: Eukaryota; Metazoa; Chordata; Mammalia; Microbiotheria; Microbiotheriidae
Gene: PRDM2
Product: PR/SET domain 2
Exons: 9
Coding region: 209-5299 (1696 amino acids)
Biological process (GO): regulation of transcription by RNA polymerase II
Cellular component (GO): nucleus
Molecular function (GO): protein binding; histone methyltransferase activity; DNA-binding transcription factor activity, RNA polymerase II-specific
Source: RefSeq, a predicted model, not a curated record
UCGGUCCUAUACGUCACUUCCGGCGGGGAGACAAAAUGGCGUCCCGAGAGUCCCGGGCCCUGAGGCGUGUGGAGCGGCAGCAGCAGCUGCGCCUGCUCUGGGAUCCUUAGAGCCGCGGGUGGCGGCGAAGACGGCAGGCUCAGGACUCAUGUAAUCAAAGGAGUUUCUUUGUUGUGUGUAUCUUUACAGAACACAACAGGAAUUCAAAAUGAAUCAGAACACUCUUGAGUCUUUGGAAGCCCCAGAGACCCUGGCUGAUGUACCUGAACAUGUGUUUCGAGGGCUUCCUGAGGAAGUGAGGCUUUUUCCAUCUGCUGUUGACAAGACACGGAUUGGUGUCUGGGCUGCAAAGUCAAUUUUAAAAGGGAAAAAGUUUGGCCCAUUUAUUGGUGACAAGAAGAAGAGAUCUCAAGUGAAGAACAAUGUGUACAUGUGGGAGGUAUAUUAUCCAAACCUGGGAUGGAUGUGUGUUGAUGCCACUGAUCCAGAGAAGGGGAAUUGGCUUCGGUAUGUGAACUGGGCCCGAUCAGGAAAGGAACAAAAUCUGUUUCCACUGGAAAUCAACAGGACCAUUUACUAUAAAACUUUGAAGCCAAUUGAGCCGGGCGAGGAGCUGCUAGUGUGGUACAAUGGGGAAGACAACCCGGAGAUAGCAGCUGCUAUAGAGGAAGAGAGAGCCAAUACCCGGAGCAAGCGGAGCUCGCCGAAAGCCAAGAAAGGGAAGAAAAAAUCCCAGGAGGGUAAAAAUAAGGCAAACAGGACCGGAGACAAAGCAAAACUAAAGAAAAGUGAAACUGACUCAGCUUCUGCGAAUAUGAGGGAUUCUGAAGAAGGGCCUAAAGAAGAAGAAGAGAAGCCUUCAGCUUCAGCAGUGCUCUCUCUAGAACAGACAGCUGUUAUUCAGGAGAUGGUAAAUCAAGAUGCGCUUCCCAAAUUAAUAAUCCCUCCUCCUGUCUCUGAGCCUCAAACACUGCCAGAAGGGACACCUGAAGUAGUACAUUGUGGAUCAGAUGACUUAGAGGAGGAAGAGGAGGAGGAUGAAGAGGAGGAAGAAGAGGAGGAAGGGGAAGAAGAUGCUAAUAUGCCAAAUGAAAGUUCUGAGAGAGAGCCAGAAAUAGGGUGUGAAGAAAAGCAAGGAAUAUCAGAGGAAAAUACAGGAAAUACAACAGAAGAAAAUCUAGAUGGCUCUCUUGAAGUAAUGCCAGUUGUCAAAAUCCCUAAAACAAAGGGGGAUUCCAAUGGUGAUGUAUUUGAAACAUUCAUGUUUCCUUGUCAGCAUUGUGAAAGGAAGUUUACAACCAAACAAGGACUUGAACGUCACAUGCAUAUCCAUAUAUCUACUGUCAAUCAUGCUUUCAAAUGCAGGUACUGUGGAAAAGCUUUCGGUACCCAAAUUAACAGGAGAAGGCAUGAAAGACGUCAUGAAGCAGGGCCAAAAAGGAAACCAACACUACAACAGCCUGAUGACAUAGACAGCCCAGCGUUCGGAGAUGAUAGAAGUCUUCAAGAUGAAUCAAAUGCUUCCAGUCUUUUGCAAGAUUGCAUGAUUUUGGAUUCAGAGAGAGUUUCCCAAGAAAUUGCUGUUUCUUCUGUUGCUGAAGAGAAUGGAGACCUCAAAGAACUGCAUCCAUGCAAAUACUGUAAAAAGGUUUUUGGAACACAUACAAACAUGCGGAGGCAUCAGCGUAGGGUUCAUGAACGUCAUCUGAUUCCUAAAGGAGUACGGAGAAAAGGAUUCUUACUCGAAGAACCACAGCUUCCAGCAGAGCAGACCCAGCCGACUCAGAAUGUAUAUAUAGCCAGCACAGAGCUAGAAGAAGAAGGAGAAUCAGAUGAUGUCUACAUUAUGGAUAUUUCCAGCAAUAUCUCUGAGAAUUUAAAUUAUUAUAUUGAUGGGAAAAUUCAGUCUAAUAGCAGCACUAGUAAUUGUGAUGUGAUUGAAAUGGAGUCUAAUCCUGCAGACUUGUAUGGCCUAAACUGUUUGCUUACUCCUGUUACAGUGGAAAUUACUCAGAGUAUAAAGACUUCUCAAGUGCAUGUAGCAGAGGAUCUUCCCAAGGACUCCUCUAGUAGCACAAAUAGUGAUUCAAAGAAGCGGAGAACCACUAGUCCACCUUUUUUACCUAAAAUAAAGGCAGAAACUGACUCGGAACCUAUCACACCAUCCUGUUCCUUAAACUUACCUCUCAGCAUAUCUGCUACAGAGACUGCUCCUUAUCAUAAAGAGAAAAGUGUUUUUUUGUCUUCAAAGCUCAAACAACUUCUUCAAACGCAAGAUAGUAACAAGCUAACAGCAGUUAUAUCUGCAACAGACAUCCCUAAAUUAGGUUCCUCUGUAUCAUCAUCUUCUUCUAUUUUGCCUGUAUCAUCGAGUAGAUUUAAGCGAAGAACCAGCUCUCCUCCUAGUUCUCCACAGCAUAGUCCUGCUCUUCGAGAUUUCGGGAAACAGAGUGAGGGCAAAGCCGCAUGGAAUGAUUCACCUGUUAGUUCUAAAAUACCCAAAUUAGAAAGCCACAGCAGUUCACCUGCCUGGAGUUUAUCUGGUAGGGAAGAGAGAGAUACUGUGAGCCCUUCAUGCUUUGAUGAUUACAAAAUGUCUAAAGACUGGGCAACUAGCACCACUUUUGGUAACGUAUGCAACCAGCAGCCCCUGGAUUUAUCGAGUGGUGUAAAGCAGAAGUCUGAGCUUAUGGGAAAGGCUCAGGUCCCUUGGGAAUCUGUAUUAGAUCUUAGUGUGAAUAAGAAAUCUUGUGGUGACAUGGAUAUUAAGGAAUACAAAGAGAACAACUCAGUUCAGCCUACCUGUAGUGGCAUAAAGAAGAAGAAACCAACCACCUGCAUGUUACAAAAGGUUCUUCUCAAUGAAUACAAUGGCAUAGAUUCAAGCUUGGAAAAGGCUCCAGAUGAAAAUCGGAGCCCAAGUCCUUGUAAAUCACUAGAUCCCCAGCCAGAACCUGAUCUCGACCCGGAUUCUAGUUUAUCUGCCCCAGUUGCUCAUUCCUCUCCUUGCACUUCUCCAUCACCUCUACCACAGACUUCUGUGUCUUCUGCUCAGUUGCCUCCUCUCCUGAUUCCAACAAUUCCAUCUUCUCCUCCACCUGGCCCACCUGUAUUAACUGUUGCUACACCUCCUCCACCUCUCCUUCCUACUCUUCCUUUACCACUUCCAGCUCCAUCUUCCAGUGUUUCUCCUCCUUCAUGUCCCUCACCACUUUCUAACACCACUACACAGUCACCACUUCCCAUUCUCUCACCUACAGUGUCUCCAUCAGCAUCUCCUGUUCCAUCUGUUGAGCCUCUGAACUCUGCAGCUUCACCUGGGCCACCUAUACUUUCUUCUUCCUCUUCCUCCUCCUCUUCCUCCUCCUCUUCCUCCUCCUCUUCCUCCUCUUCUUCCUCCUCCUCCUCCUCCUCCUCCUCCUCUUCCUCUUCAUUCUCAUCUUCAUCUUCAUCCUCUUCCCCAUCACCACCACCCCUCUCAGUGGUUUCAUCUGUUGUUUCAUCUGGUGAUAACUUGGAAGCACCUCUCCCUCUGUCUUUCAAACAAGAAGACACAGAGAAUGAGGAUCAGAAACCAAGUGACGAUCCACAGACAUCAGGUGAACAGGAUAUUGUUCAGGAAACAUUCAGUAAAAACUUUAUUUGUAAUGUUUGUGAAUCCCCCUUUCUUUCUAUUAAAGAUCUAACCAAACAUUUAACUCUUCAUGCCGAAGAAUGGCCCUUCAAAUGUGAAUUCUGUGUGCAACUGUUUAGGGACAAAACAGGCUUGUCAGAACAUCGUUUUUUGCUGCAUGGAGUUGGGAAUAUAUUUGUGUGUUCAGUCUGUAAAAAAGAAUUUGCCUUCUUGUGCAAUUUGCAGCAGCACCAGCGAGAUCUCCAUCCAGAUAGGGAGUGCACACACCAUGAGUUUGAAAGUGGCACUCUCAGGCCCCAGAAUUUUACAGACCCCAGUAAGGCCAAGGCAGACCAUGUUCACAGUCUACCAGAACAUCCUUUAGAAGCUUCUAAAGAGGAAGAGGAGGAGGAGGAAGAGGUAAAUGAUUCUUCAGAAGAGCUUUAUACUACCAUAAAAAUAAUGGCUUCUGGAGUAAAGUCAAAAGAUCCAGAUGUUCGACUGGGUCUCAAUCAGCACUACCCAAGCUUUAAACCACCUCCAUUUCAAUAUCAUCACCGAAACCCUAUGGGCAUUGGGGCUACAGCCACAAAUUUCACCACUCACAACAUCCCACAGACCUUUACUACUGCUAUCCGCUGCACCAAAUGUGGGAAAGGUGUUGACAACAUGCCUGAAUUACACAAGCAUAUCUUGGCAUGUGCUUCAGCUAGUGACAAAAAGAGGUACACACCCAAGAAAAAUCCAGUACCACUGAAACAGACUGUACAACCCAAAAAUGGUGUGGUGGUUAUAGAUAACUCUGGGAAAAAUGCCUUUAGACGUAUGGGGCAACCCAAAAGACUAAAUUUUAGUGUUGAACUCAGCAAAAUGUCCUCUAACAAGCUCAAACUAAGUGCACUGAAGAAGAAAAAUCAGUUAGUUCAUAAAGCAAUCCUGCAAAAAAAUAAAUCUGCCAAGCAAAAAGCAGACUUCAAAAAUAACGAUUCAGAUUCUCACUCACAUAUUUGCCCUUACUGUGAUCGCGAGUUCACUUAUAUUGGAAGCCUGAAUAAACAUGCAGCUUACAGCUGUCCUAAAAAGCCAAUUUCUUCUUCCACCAAAAGAAGUACUUCUCAUUCGUCUAAGAAAGGUGGGAUCUCAUCACCUGCAAGCAGUGAGAAAAAUAGCAACCAGCGAAGACGGACAGCUGAUGCUGAGAUUAAAAUGCAGAGUAUGCAAACCCAGUUAGGUAAGACCAGAGCACGGAGCUCAGGGCCCACCACAAAUCCAUUGCCCUCUCCAUCCUUUAGAGCAAAACAGAAGGUAAAAUUCGUACCUUCAGCAAAAUCCAAAAAAUCAAGCUCCUGUUCUCUGAGGAACUCUAGUCCUGUAAGAAUGGCCAGAAUGUCUCAUAUGGAGGGGAAGAAAUCGAAAGCAGUAGCCAAGAACCAUUCUGCUCAGCUCUCCAGCAAAGCAUCCCGGAACCUGCAUGUCAGGGUACAGAAAAGCAAAGCUGUUUUACAAAGCAAGCCUGCUUUAGCGAGCAAGAAAAAGUCAGACAGGUUCAGUGUCAAAUCUAGAGAAAGGAGUGGAGGGCCCAUCACUCGAAGUUUGCAGCUGGCAGCCUCUGCAGAACUCACUGAAAACAAGAGGGAAGAGAGCAAUACAAAACAGGAGCUCAAGGACUUCAGGAACCUCCUGUAAAAACAAAACAAAACAAUCUUAAUUGACAAAGUAAAGCUAUUGCAUGCUCAACUUAGGAUAAGCACUACGACAAUGGAUAUGAAAUCCACCAAGCUUUCAAGACCGGUUGAAGCUGACUCAAAAAAUCUUAAAUCCAACCGUGAUUGCCUGCAGGCUUUGUGCUAAUGUUGUUAGUGUCAGGCAUAUGUUUCUUCCCGUGGCGCCUGAUGCGUGCUGGGCUACAGGAUGAUUCAGAGAUGCAAAGAAAAGGGUACUGUAAAAAUGGGCAGAGGUGAACUGAAUCUGUCAUCACUGGACCGAUAACUCAGAUUUUAGUGUUGCCCUGCUUUUGUUGAAUGGCACAGAGAAAGACAAUUUGAAUUUAUUCUUGCAAAGCAAGUUCCCUGUUUUAUCAAUAGCGUCUUGUAGAUUCAGGGAUGACAAAUUCUUAUGCACUCAUUUUAAAGUAUUUUGGUCACAUUGUCUCGAUGCCUUCUUUUAAAUGAAUUAGUAGAAGGAAAGGAAUUGAAAUUGUCAGGAUUCUCCCUACCCCAUUUCGUUUCUUUUUUUUUCCCCUAUCACGUGUGGAUUGCCAGCAUAAUUUUGAGGAAACCAGGUUGAAUUUGGACUCUUUUAUGCAUUUCCUAAUUUCCUGUUUAUGUAUCCAAAUGGAAACUAUCCUCUACAGAUUAUUACCUGGCACUAAUUUAUAACUAGAAUAUUAUUGGAUGCUGUGCAGCAUUUUAUUAAUGCACAGGAUAAAAGAAAGCAGGUCUGUCUAAAUGUAUGCCUCUACACAUAAAUAUUAAAUGAAUUUACUGUACCAGGUCUUACACUUCACUCUCUUAUUGAGAUUAAAAGUAACAAAUUGGUCUCCUUAAGUAUAUGACUGUUGGGAAAUAUUUUACCCUGCAUUUCUAUGAUGCCCUUUUCAGAAAGGGUCAAUGACUGAGUUGGUGGAAAUGGCUAGUUUCAUUCGCAUACUCUAUUUGUUUUUGACUUUUAAAAGUAAUCUACCUCUUAAAAUUUGUAGUUUAAUACUUGUUUGGUGAAUUUGUGCCACUUUAACUCUUUCACUAUCAUUCCCAUUUUGUUACAUUUCUGUUAUGGGGACUUUAUGUUGAAAUAUUGUAUAAAGCAUUUGUAGCAGUUUAAAAAAUAAAAUAUUUAAAAUUAUUUAAAUGGUUUUGGACACUUCAAUUGUAUUAUAUGUGAUUUACAUUUUACAUUAAUUUUUUGUUUUAUUUUGAGUUGUUAAUCUGGAGAGUGUGCCUGUAUUUGAAGUUUGCUGUUAGUUACAUUACUGUUUCUUGUUGAAGAGUGAUCUAAAGACUAUUCUAAUGCAAACAUUAAAAUUUACAAUUUGAUGUACAAAUGGGGUUGUCCCUUUGCUUUUAACCAAUGUACUAUUGACAGAAAGUUUAAGUACAGGUAGAAGACUAAAGAGUCGUGCUUGCUGUCCCCCUCAUCCCGCAGCAUGAAAUAAAUUUUGUGAACCUUUCAGAUUGAUAAAAAGAUCUUUUAUGCUGUUGCAAACACUUAAUGACCAGCUAGAUGGGCUCUGAUGAUACGUUUUAUAUAAUUGUAACCAAUAAAGUAAACUUUCUAAACACUUGUGAAAGGCUUUCAUUUUGUGUAGAAAUCCAGACAGUCCAAAAGAAAACAAGGUACAUGGCAGAGGACUUUUGAAAGCCUGCGUUCAGUAAGAGCAGUGCAAUAAAACAAACAAAAACAACAACAACAAAACCUACCCCACAGUUUUUUUCUCUCUCUGUGGCAUUGAGCUAAAGAUGUAUUAAUUGAGACACUGCACCAAAUGGUGACUGCAGUAUAAUAGCAUGGUGCUAAUGAGGACUCUGUGAACUAUGAAUGUCUGCAAGACAAGUGAAUUUCAUACACAUAGCACUUGUUUUAAACAUUGCUCUGUUUUAUUCUUGUUGACAUUUUACCUUUAAAAAAGUUGAUGUAGUAAUUUUAAAUUAUAUGAAUCUCAUGAAACUAGGAACAAUUGUAACAUGUUUAAUAUUUCCAAUGGCUAUAUUUACACCUGCUUUAAAAGCUCAGUGCUACUCAGGCAGAAAGGGAAGUUAAAAAUAGUGGCCUAGCUAUUCUGUGCUAUAUAGCCAGGUUUCUGCCUAGUGGAGAUGAUCCAUAGUAUUAACAGUGUACCUGUUUCACUGAAACUUACUUAGUAUAUACUAGUGACAUACUGUUUAUUCUUUCAUCUGCUUGACUGCCCAUUCCGUAGAACUGCCUCAGACCCAUUACAGUUCAUAUGAAUAACUUCUGUGAUCCUUGGUAUGCUUUUAAUACUCUUCUGCAUUUGGCUAAUUGUUGGGACGAAUGUUUUCCCUUUGAUCAACUUUGGAAUUACCUUGCCCACUGCGAGCUUGCCCUGGAAUACCAUUCAGUCUAGAUCUGCAGAUUCCUGGUGAUAAUGUAGUGGACGUCAGGACAGUCUUCUUACUCGCUUUAAGCCUAGUUUAUUGUGCCAAUGCAUCCUGUUUUUAGCUCCAUCCAAGUUAAAUGUAUCGCUGGAAUUCUCUUUAAGGUCCUGGAACUGAUUCUUUGCUGUAAAGGAUGCUGACAGAAGGAAAGCACUACCAAGAAUUGAGAUAUGGGUACCUUUUUGACAGUAAGGCUCAUUAACUGGGGUGGCUGGUUUGAAUCUCUUUAGACUUAAAAAUCCGAAGACUUAAAAAACUUUUCAUGGAAGGAGCAUGUCCUUGUUGGUAUUUUAAAGUGUCAAUUUGUGGUGUUCAUUACAAAUUCAUCUUUAUUCUCCUUGUUCUCAUUUGAAUGUUAAAAAUUUGCUUUCAAGCAAAAUGAGCUAUGGAUUCAAUCAAAUGUUGCUUGAUGGUUGUUUUUUUCCAAAUUUUUUUUUUAAUCUGAGUUUGGUGGUUUUAUUUUUGUAACUUAAAAAAAAGAACAGGUGAGGGUUUUAAACCUUCAGAAGGAUAUUUGCAGCAUAGUGGAAAGAGUAUUGGACUUGGAAAUGAGAGGCUGGGAUAUUUGAAUCUCAUUUCUGACACUUCCUAGCUGUGUGACCUUGGACAAGUAACUUUAAUCCUCAGCCUCAGUUCUUUGAUGUGUAAAAUGGGGAUCAUACCUGGAUAGUACCUACCUCACAGGGUUGUUGUGAGGAU